Messenger RNA from Phytophthora nicotianae INRA-310, 249 nucleotides. RefSeq lists its product as hypothetical. Lineage: Eukaryota; Oomycota; Peronosporomycetes; Peronosporales; Peronosporaceae. The coding region runs from base 1 to 249 and encodes 82 amino acids. The transcript is spliced from 4 exons. The record is from RefSeq and is a predicted model, not a curated record.
AUGGUGAAGGAGCCUGUGCAUGCUCGAGACAUUCGCAGAAUGGUGAAUGCGUUUUCAUCAGCGAAUGUGCCGUCCAUUGAAAUUCGAAAGCAGGCGAUACUUUUCAGUGCUGAUGAAACGUAUGGCGGGAACCCGAAUUACCAUCGUGCCCCGACUGCUGGGGAAACUACCGAUAGGAUGCAGCUGGACGCUGUGAAUGAAGGCUUCCCAAAUAGUGCGAACUUGAGUUCCAAAGAGCUCGGCGAAUGA